GGAAGGCUCAAACUCACUAGUCACUAGAACCUUCUUCCGACUAGCAGCCGCCGCCGCCGCUCUGCUUCUAGCUGAAUCACUCUUUUCUGGUUCCAGUUGAAGCUCGCUCGCUCUCUCCAUCUCAAUACCUUUUCGAACAAGACAAGACUCCGGUAAUGGUUCGCUCCAACGCCACACGCCUCGCCUGCCGCCUCGCUCGCGCUUCCAUCUCUUCUCACCUUCUCCGCGACACUUCUAUUGUAUGUGAUCCGGGUCGCAUCUGGGGAUGCAGACAAUUCACUGCGUCGAUAUGCGAUCAACGGAGAUUCUUCUCCAAUUCGAAUUUUUGGAAUGGAGCUAAUGAAAGGGGCAGGCUGAGAACUGGAUUGCCAAAAGCUAAUUUUGUUGCCACUAGAAGCAUCCAUGGAACAGGUUUCUUCAUAAGCAGCUUGAAUACUUGUUUGUUUGAUUGCAUAACUUUGUGAAUGCAGAAUAUGAAAAUUUGGGAUUCAAUGCGAGCUUAAGAAACAGACAUGUAACGU
Molecule: messenger RNA, 521 nt
Organism: Cuscuta campestris
Lineage: Eukaryota; Viridiplantae; Streptophyta; Magnoliopsida; Solanales; Convolvulaceae
Source: the annotation of a GenBank genome assembly